AUGACGAACUUCCAGAUCCAGAUAAUCUCAGACACCGUCUGUCCCUGGUGCUACGUCGGCUACCGCCGCCUCUCACGAGCGAUAACCACUCACCAAGCCACGUACCCAGCAGACACAUUCAGCCUACACUGGAAAGCAUUCUACCUCAACCCAGCAUCAGCCGAGUAUCCCGGCGUAAACAAAGCCGAGAUGUACACCCGGAAAUUCGGGGCUGAGCGCGUGAGUGCGAUCUUCGCGCGCCUAUCUGCUGUGGGCAAGGAUGAGGGGAUCCAGUUUAGUUUUGGCGGGAAUACUGGUCUCACGCGGGACUCGCAUCGCUUGCUUUGGUUUGCUGGGCAGCGGGAGGCUGAAGAUGCGGCUAGGAAGGAGGGUGUGGAAGGUGGUGAUGGUGGUGCUGUUGGUGGGUUGCAGACGAGGGUUGCGGAGCAGCUGUUUCGGGCUUAUUUUGAGGAGGAGAAGAAUAUCACGGAUUUGAAGGUCCUUGUGGAGGCGGGUGUUGGAGCGGGAUUGGAUCGGGAGAGUGUCAAGAAGAUGUUAGAUGAGGAUGUUGGUGCUCAGGAGGUUGAUUUGGAGGCCAAGGCGGCGGCCAACAGGUUGGUUUCUGGUGUGCCGUAUAUCUCAGUGCAAGGGAGAUAUCAUGUCGAAGGGGCUGAUGAACCAGAGGCCUUCAUGGAGAUCUUCGAGAAGGUGAAGGCCGAGCAGAAGGAAUAA
This is a messenger RNA of Penicillium roqueforti, 711 nucleotides long. RefSeq names its product DsbA family oxidoreductase. The transcript has 2 exons. Lineage: Eukaryota; Fungi; Ascomycota; Eurotiomycetes; Eurotiales; Aspergillaceae. The record is from RefSeq and is a predicted model, not a curated record. The coding region runs from base 1 to 711 and encodes 236 amino acids. Gene Ontology annotation, molecular function: oxidoreductase activity.